ACCAUAAAUUACAUCAUUUUUGUAGAAAAUGCCAUGAUUUCGAUGAGUGAAUCAGAAUGACCUUGAAUUUCAAGCUAAAUGCAUAAAGAGUUUCUCGAAAUAAAUCGGCUACUGUGCGAAUCACAGCACCAACAAUGUAUCCACAUCGAUAAGUGAAUGUUACCCUUUCUCAUCCCUCUCAUUUAUCUCUCGUUCAUUUGUUUCUGUCUCACAUUCACCAUUCGCUUUGCUACGUGACAGCUGAUAUUUUUCAACCGAAAUUGUCAUUUCGAAUCCGAUCUGAAUUUAAUUACGUUGAUAAAAUCGCUUAUCAGCGAAGAAAUCAAAAUGAAUUCGGAAGGCGAUUCGAACCAAUGUGAAUACUGUAAGCGGAAAGUUUGUUACUGUUGUUGUUGUAAACGAAUGUAUGGUUAUCGUGACCAGCAAAACAUAUGCAAAUGAAGAUUGAACGUUACUGAAAACCAGAAAUACGGUGACACCGAGUGACAAAUUAUUCAUGCAUUUAAAAUCAAUUGCGAAAACGAGAUCGAACGUAUUUACACCAAAACAGAGUAAAACUCGUUGCACGAUUCUGCGAGAGGCUCAGUAAUUGGUGAUCGGUGAACAGUGAACGGUGAUCUUUCUUUAUUCGAUCAGUUUUAUUUUCUUCAAAAGGUAGUUUUGGCUUUUUUCUUGUAAAAAUUGCAAUUUUACUGAAGUUUUGAAUUUAAGUUGACCAUUUAUUCAACCCAAGAGAAAAUGAAGUGGCUAUUCGUGCUAGCUCUCUGCCUGGCUGUCGCUUUUGCCGAUGAAGCCAAAAUUGAACCAAAGACCGAAGCUAAAGUUGAAGAGAAGACUGAAGCUAAAACCGAAGCUCCACCAAGCAAGGAAGUUCAAUUACGUCAAUUGUUGAUUUCAGGAGGUGAAAUAACUGAAAUUAAAAAGUUAAUCGCAGACGGUGCCAAUGUGAAUGCUAAAUACGAAGAUGGCGAAAGUCCAUUGCUGUUGGCUGUAAACUCAGGCAAACCGGACUUUAUCAAAUUACUCAUCGAAAAGGGAGCUGAUGCUAAUGCGAAAUUCCAAGAAAAUUGGGCUCCACUUCAUCGUGCCACCUACUUAGGUCUUGAUAAAAUUGCUGAUGCUCUUAUUGAAAAGAAGGCCGAUAUCAAUGUCAAAAAUGUGGAAGGAUACACCGCAUUGCACGUGGCUUCUGCUCAGGGACACGAGAAAGUCACUGAAACUCUCCUUAAAGGUGGUGCCGACAUUGAAUUGCUGUCUCGUGAAAAAACUACACCUCUUCAUUUGGCUGCCGAAACCGGCCAAGCUAAAAUUAUUGAAAUUUUGCUUAAAGCAGGCGCUAAAGUUGAUGCUAAAGAAGAAGACAAUUGGACACCACUGAUGUUAGCCAGCCGUGAGGGUCAUGAAAAGGUCGCUGAAAUCCUCAUCGAACAUGGUGCCGACGUUAAUGCCGAAGCUACCGACAAAACUACAGCUCUUCAUUUAGCUGCUCAGAAUGGUAACGAGAAAGUUGUUGAACUUUUGAUCAGCAAAAAAGCCAAAAUCGACGUAAAAGACAACGAAAAUGCCACACCUUUCUGCAAAGCACAUGAAAAAGAUUUCAAGAAAAUCGAAGAUUUACUAGCCGAAAAGGGUGCUUCAAAAAAAUGUGAAGAGAAAGCAGCAGCCAAACCAGAAAAAGCAGAGAAAUUAGAGUAGUGCCUUAUUGAUGAAAUUCAGUAUUGAGACAAACAAAAAAUUAAAAAUUUGUAGAAAAAAAACCUAAACGUAAGAAAAUUUAAACACAAUCUGAUUCUCUCAUAAAGAACAUGCACCAGAUUGCAUUGUUUUGUAUUUUAUUGGUAAAUUUGUGAAAUAAAAGUUGUUGAUUUGAGAAAAA
This is a messenger RNA of Sitodiplosis mosellana (orange wheat blossom midge), 1876 nucleotides long. RefSeq names its product CARD- and ANK-domain containing inflammasome adapter protein-like. The transcript has 9 exons. Gene Ontology annotation, molecular function: protein binding. The coding region runs from base 739 to 1695 and encodes 318 amino acids. Lineage: Eukaryota; Metazoa; Arthropoda; Insecta; Diptera; Cecidomyiidae. The record is from RefSeq and is a predicted model, not a curated record.